Molecule: messenger RNA, 1140 nt
Organism: Drosophila gunungcola (fruit fly)
Lineage: Eukaryota; Metazoa; Arthropoda; Insecta; Diptera; Drosophilidae
Gene: Cks30A
Product: cyclin-dependent kinases regulatory subunit
Exons: 2
Coding region: 291-515 (74 amino acids)
Biological process (GO): regulation of mitotic cell cycle
Cellular component (GO): cyclin-dependent protein kinase holoenzyme complex; SCF ubiquitin ligase complex
Molecular function (GO): ubiquitin binding; cyclin-dependent protein serine/threonine kinase activator activity; protein kinase binding
Source: RefSeq, a predicted model, not a curated record
CGUUAUCGAUAUGGUAGUUUCUCCACCUCUAAGCGCGUCACUUUUUGAUUUAAAAACCAUUGAAAACGUAAAAUUGUGCAUGCAAAUCGAACCAAAUUGUGAUAGAAACAAAGAAACGGAGACCAAAAAAGCAGUUGUAGUGUUUGUUAAGUGAUCAGCGUUUGGGGACACGUGGAGUAUUGAAAUCCAAAGAAGCCGCCUUCGCCGGUCCAGAAAAGACGCCGAGUCUCGCAGCGCGCUCUCCGCAUUCCAUUGGUGCAUAAUUCCGGAAAGUUUCAGAACCAGACAGGAUGAGCAAGGACAUCUAUUACUCGGACAAGUACUACGACGAGCAGUUCGAAUACAGACAUGUGGUUUUGCCAAAGGAGCUGGUGAAAAUGGUGCCCAAAACCCAUCUGAUGACGGAGGCCGAGUGGCGAUCCAUCGGGGUCCAGCAGUCGCGCGGAUGGAUCCACUACAUGAUCCACAAACCGGAGCCCCACAUCCUGCUCUUUCGUCGCCCCAAAACGGAUUAGCCGGCCCUCGCAACAAAAACAACUGCAGCAGGGGCCCUCCACAUACCUAUAUAUCCGGCAGCUGCUGCCGGUAUUUUGUAUUGGCGGUGGUGGUGGUGGUGGUGGUGGUUGCUGCGGAACAACCAACUGUUGCACAAACAUCCACAACAACAACAACAACAUCACCAUCAUCAUAAUCAUAGGUACUCAUGCACGAAUCCCCCUAGAAAGUUAUUUUUUAUUCUGUGCGCUUCGUAAAACUCCUUUUAAAUAUGUUCUCCCCGCUAUCAACUGUCUUUACCUCCUACCUUUUAAUAUAGCACCUAGAGCUAAAGCUAAAUUUGCCAUUUUAACACACCUUAGUCCUUAGUCCUGGGAGAUGGGAACCACGAGGAGGUGGUAGUCCAUAAUCAUUCCUCGCCCUCCCACGAAUUUUACCAUAAAUUAUGUUGCCAUUUCGAAACGGAAGCGAAUAGAUGAACUUGCUCACUUUGAUAAGCUUAAAUGAAAUCUGAUUUGUGAUCUUGAAAUUCUUAAUCAAUAAUACAUAUGUUUACACAUAAUAUAAUGAACUUAAAAUAAAUAUGUUUAAUUUAUGGAGAAGCUUGAGGCGUUGAUUGCUUGAAGUUUUCCCAAAUCGAUCAAA